Rhodofomes roseus is the source of this 1690-nucleotide messenger RNA. RefSeq names its product adenine nucleotide transporter. NCBI's taxonomy places the organism in Eukaryota, Fungi, Basidiomycota, Agaricomycetes, Polyporales, Fomitopsidaceae. The record is from RefSeq and is a predicted model, not a curated record. The transcript is spliced from 6 exons. Bases 332 to 1489 code for a protein of 385 amino acids.
CUGUGGCUGCAACUGCCGGGACUGGGGACACAAUCACGUGGAAGGAUGCCCGACUCUGUGACGCUCGGGCACUCGGGCGUGCGACGCGUCCCGGUCGUGUCCCAUGAGCAGCUCACGCUCCAGUGGGGAUGCGAACGCCCACAUCUCUGCUUUCUCCCUCAUCUACGUCUGGGUCACUGUCUGUCGGAUCAGCUAGAGCUAGCAAGAAGGAGGGCUAGCUUCAACCCCGCCAGAGAAAGCACUAAUUGGUCAACCACGCUGUGCGAGACCUGGACAGUUCACGGAUCUCAAGACUCAAUUCUGGACGGAAUUGCGCUCCUGAGAUUGGCUCAUGUCUUCCUCGAAACCUACGCAACUCACGCCCUUCGGAUAUGCUCUCGCAGGGGCAUUGGGCGGGUGCUUCAGUAAUGCCGUGGUGUAUCCCCUCGAUGUAGUCAAAACUCGUAUCCAGGCUGCGGCCGAGGGGGAGGACAGGGAGAAACUGAGCGUCAAGUCUCUCCUCUUACGCAUCCUAAAGGAAGAAGGCAUUGCUGGCUACUUCAAAGGCUUCACAGCUACCAUGAUUAAUACGUUCUCCAUGCAAUACGCCUACUUUUUCUUCUACUCCUUCGUGCGCACGUCCUACAUCAAGCGCCUCGCCGCACGGCUCCCAGCGGGGUCGAAGGCCCCGCCGCUUUCGACGGCGGCCGAGCUAAUUCUCGGUGCGAUUGCGGGAGCCCUCGCGCAGAUCUUCACCAUCCCCGUCGCCGUGAUCGCCACGCGCCAGCAGGUCGGCGGCUCCCUGGAGCGCCAGCGGCGUUCGCGCGCCGCAUCACUCGCCGAGAAGGGCGGGCCCUCGUACGCCGCCGUCGCCGACCCAGCGAAGGACGUCAGCACGGACGUCGAGAAGGCCGCGGAGCAGGGGAAGGGGAAGGGGGAGCCCGACGACUCGUUCUUCGGCGUGGCGCGGGAGAUCGUCGAGGAGGAGGGCGUGACGGGCUUGUGGCUCGGGAUCAAGCCCGGCCUGGUGCUCACGGUGAACCCGGCGAUCACGUACGGCGCGUACGAGCGCGUCAAGGGCAUACUCCUCCUCGCGCAGGAGCGCGCGAAGGGCCCGGUGAAGGGCGCGCUGAAGUUGAGCCCGUGGACGUCCUUCCUCGUGGGCGCGCUGAGCAAGACGCUCGCUACUGUCGUUACGUAUCCGUAUAUCAUGGCGAAGGUCCGGAUACAGGCGCGGAGCGCCGAUAGCGAGGAGGCGGUGGAAGAACACCAGCCCGUGCCGCCGAAGCAUGCGUAUCAUCAUGCACAUAGCAAGCAUGUCGGCGCGCUGGACAUCCUCGCAAGAGUCUAUCGUCACAAGGGAAUCUUGGGCUGGUAUCAGGGCAUGAGCGCACAAAUCACGAAGGCAGUGCUGUCGCAGGCAUUGCUGUUCAUGUCGAAAGAUCAGUUCGAGCAUUGGGCUCUGGCGAUCAUGGUGCUGUGGUGGAAGAUGCGGCAUGCUAAAGCCUGAGCAGCCCCAUUAACAUUGCACAUACCUCACAUACAAUCGCAUUGCAUGUAGACCUUCCUUCUCUUUUCGACGAGUCUGCGCUCGAAGUUUCUUUCGUCUGCUAGAUGUCGUGCCUACAGCAACCGUUGUAUAAUGUACACUUCAUGUUGCGGACUACAACCCGUUCGUGCAAUCAAUUCUGAAGCUAGAUCAUUCAUCCAU